Molecule: messenger RNA, 804 nt
Organism: Dibothriocephalus latus
Lineage: Eukaryota; Metazoa; Platyhelminthes; Cestoda; Diphyllobothriidea; Diphyllobothriidae
Source: the annotation of a GenBank genome assembly
UCCAGGCGACAAAUGCAAAGGAACACGAUGGUCUCCAAGCGUUUUAAUCGUCAAAAACUCAUAGAAAUGGAUAGCGCAGAUCUAGAGAGGAUUGUGAAAAACCUAGUCUGGCUUCGAUUUUCAAAACCGAUUAACUACAUCGAGGCACAGGACUUCCUUAAUAAGCUGUCACAGGAUGUUGACAUGAAACCACCGGUCGCAUCAUUUCAACUUGACCGAUCUGGGAAAAUUCUGCAAUUUCACGUCCCUUUUCAAGCUGGCUUAACUGCUGACGAUGUGAUUGCUUCAUUAUUGCGCUUUGGUGAGGUCCGGUCUCAGGUGGAGGUAGGAACCAGUCUCGUCUGUUCCCGUGCCGACCUCCGGAUCCUCACUGAACUAAAUGGCAUACCAUACCAACCAUACAAAACCGGUGGUUUUCCGAAUUCUGGCCCUGAGAACCGCAAUCUCACUCCCCAGUCGAGAAACCGAAUUUCCAGGGCCAGCUUUGUUGCCAUCAUAAUAUUCUGCACCAUCGCCGUGAUCGCUGCCUUCCUACUCUUCCUGCAAUACAUGGUACGAUCGGGCCGUUGUUUUAACCGCAAGGGCUCAGGCGAAUCGAUUCUCACUAAGGCACAGUAUGGUGAAGAGGACUCAGAGAAAAUGAUGCCCAAUCUCUCCUCAGAGUCACCUGGAUCACCACCGCCCUAUCACGACAGUUAUGCAUCUCGUCUUUCAGAGUUAACUAACAUCGUCAAUAGGGCUCUGUGCUCUUUACGUAACAUGGAUGUUACCAAUCUCUUCUUACUCUUCAAAGCGCCAUUCUAA